This is a messenger RNA of Eleginops maclovinus (Patagonian blennie), 4031 nucleotides long. RefSeq names its product inka box actin regulator 2 (gene inka2). Bases 434 to 1756 code for a protein of 440 amino acids. NCBI's taxonomy places the organism in Eukaryota, Metazoa, Chordata, Actinopteri, Perciformes, Eleginopidae. The transcript is spliced from 2 exons. Gene Ontology annotation, cellular component: nucleus. The record is from RefSeq and is a predicted model, not a curated record. Gene Ontology annotation, molecular function: protein kinase binding; protein serine/threonine kinase inhibitor activity.
GGAGGAAAUUGGAUGGGCAACGUAAGCGCUCCUCUUGAAUGGUGGAAUAGCAGAGGGAAAAAAACGACACACACACACACACACACACACUCACACACACACACUCACAGCAGGCUGACAGUAGUCAUCCAGCAGCCACUGAGACACGCAUACACGGACUGAGUCUGCUGAUGAAGCCACAAGAAGGACAUCAUUAUUAUUUUUUGGAGUAAAGGCAUUUUCGUCAUCAGGACUUUUAAUUUAACUACAGGCUUCGCGUCAUUAAGUGACGCGCGCGCAUUCCUCAGCAGGAUUUGCGCAUCUCCAAUUGCAUUUUGUUUGCUGCUCUCCACGAGAGCGUUGUUUUAAUUGUGCUGCAAGCAGAAUGCUCUCAUAGUCAUGCUCAAACGGCGACUGGCGAAGCAAUUCAUCUGAAAUUCUUGUUUUUCAAAAAAUGGAACAACCACUCUCCAAACCAGAAUGCAAAAACAUGGAUUCGUGUCUGAGGCGACUGAAACAAGAACUGCUGUGCAUGAAAGAAGCCGGAGAUGGGCUCCACGAACAGAUGAAUUCAAUGAUGGGAGCCCUUCAGGAACUCAAGCUCCUUCAGGUUCAGACAGCCCUAGAGAACAUUGACAUUUCAGGUCGGCCAAUAAACCGAGGACUACAACAUUCAGCUUCCCCUGAAGCCUCAGCUACAGCAUCUUCAACCUCAGGCAAGGAUUGUGGGCGCUGCUUUAUCCAAACUACGCCCGAGGACUCCAGCAUGAGUCCGAUGCCAAGUCCCUCAAUGGGAAGCAGAAACACCAUCAGCCGAGAUAACAGGAGUCUAUCUCGAAUCAGAAGCAGCCUGGGAACCUCGUCUUCCUCUGCAUCCAGCAUGGAGAGCGAGACUGAGGGAAGUGAACUAAGCGACCGAAACAUUCAAAGUGAGAAGGACCUUGAGUCCAUACCCGCCAAGAGGUGGUCAGGAUAUUCAGCCCCGCAGGUGGAUUUCUACGGACCAAUGGUGGGGAACCCUCCACCGGAGCCCUAUGCUCAGCCACAGGCUCCCCCUCGUGCCCAGGCAGUGGACCUGCCUGGGAUCCUGUACAGCCUGUCCAGAGAAGGCCCUUCAUUGGACAGCGAAUACUCCCAGGACAGCACAGACGACGCCAGUGACUGGACUUCUUCACUCAUGAGUCGCAGCCGCAACCGCCAGCCCUUAGUGCUGGGCGACAACGUCUUCGCAGACCUUGUGGGCAACUGGCUUGACCUGCCGGAGGUGGAGAGGGAAGAGGGUGAAGAAGAGGAAGAAGAAGAAAGGAGGAAGAUGAGGGAAGGGAGUAUAGCAGACGGAGCAGUGGACAGGCCGGACACUCCAGCUCACCCUCUACGCAUCAGCCGCUCACAAGAGAUCUGCAGGAAGUUCUCUUUAACCACAAACAUCUUCAAGAAGUUCCUGCGCAGCGUCCGGCCCGACAGGGACAAGCUGCUCAAGGAGAGGCCAGGCUGGAUGGCUCCUGAGAUGUCAGAGGGCGACCUCUUCAAAAGGCCAAAGAAAGUGGCUCCCAAAAGUUCAAAAGGCAGCUUCUAUCUGCCCUUCUGGGCAAAUGGACAGCAAGGCAAAGGCAGGCCGUGUGUUAAUCUAGCUGAAGCAGAGAGAAACCACCAACACAAUUUUCCCCAAGUCCACCAGCAGCCAUUUGCUGGGAUUUAUUUAGACAGGAGACAGCCAGAGACUGGUCUAGAGAAAAUGCAGCCCUUGUUUGACUACAACACAGCUGUGUGGGUCUGACAGUGAGUCUCUGGCCUACAGACUGUCAGUGAUGCCAAACUGAGUGAGCAACAGGUGCUUUGGGGGUUUUGGGCGGUGCUGGAGUGGGAAUGAAUGAAUGACUGAACAAGAGGCUUGGCCACAGUUAUCUUCCAAAAAUGAACGGAUGAAAUCUUCACCCAGAACAACAUUGUCAGGGCAACAUUUUGUCUGACAAUCCAAAAAAACUAAACCUUGUUUGCUGUGUGUGCGUCCAAGUGUGUGGGUGUGUGCUCCAGAGUGUGCGACAGCUUUAAAGAGAGACUUUUUUUCACUUACGCUGCAAGUUUUGUAUUAUUCCAAUUUAUGGUUAUUUGUGAGUGCAUGUAUGACUGGGUUUUCCUUAUAAUUUAAAAGACGGUACACUAAAAUGGACAUCUUUCUCAGAAUGUCACCAUUACUACAGAUUUCCAUUUAAUAAUCCAUAGACGUUUUUACUGCUAAUGCUAAGGGAAUCUGUCUAUCUAUAUCAUACUUCUUUGGAUCUAUGAAUAGAAACACCAACUGUUAGAUUGCAUGGUUACAGUUUUUAUAAGUGAUGCUUCAACAGCUGUUACUGAACGCACUGCCACUGAACUCGGUCAUAAGCUCACUUUUGUUUCCAGCAGGCCUUGAGUGACUUGGAAACUCAGGUUUAACUGAACGCAUCCUCAUUCACCUUGCUCAGGGUAUGAAUGUUACACAGGAGUGUACUACAAGACACCGCUUAAUGUAUUUACAGUACAGUUAAGAGAAGUCUCAUCUUGCCUAAAAAGACGUAACAGCAAUACAGUGCAUGACUCGUUCCAAUACUGCACAUUCAGCUUUGAGACUCCUCCCUCGUUAUCAGCUAGGUUGUGGUCAUGUUAGAAAUAGGGCCGGGCGAUAUUAGGAAAAUCUUAGAAUAGGAUAUCAUUGAUCAAAUACCUCAAUAUCCUGAUUAUAUUGUUGUGUUGACUUUCGAUGCUGUCACACAUCAUCAUUAAUGUGACUAUAAUGACUGAAUGGUUAUUUUACUGUAACACAAUCUUCAAAUUCAGGAUAAGGCAACUCUUGUGAUAAUACCAUAAGCAACAUUUAAGAUGAUAACUAGUAUGACAAUACGAAAAUGAUAAACUAUCAAUAAAUUGCUCAGCCCUAUUUAGAAAUGCUAGUUUCUCCUCUGCUGCGUAGACAUGGCACAUGUUCAGUCAACUGUCAGAGAGAGGAGGGGGUUAAGAUGGCAGAGCCAACAUGGAGAACCGACUGACUGACUGACUGACUGCCAUCUGGUACCCAGUCGUUAUGUAAAGCUUGUUCGCCACGGCCUCCAAGAAGAUUCAAACACGGCCUGUUUAAUCCCAAAGCUGUGAGGAUGAACUGAGUUUUGACAACAGUGUUAUAAACUGUAUAUAUACACACAGGUGAAUAAUUAAUAGGACUGUCACAGGGAUGAGACAGUUAAAAAGACCUGUAAAGACCUGUAAUCUCCAUCACACAGGAUCAAUGUACAGAGCAUUGUACAUAUUUUUCAUCAACCAAGCAGCAGCAAUAACAAACAUUUAAUGUAAUAUUCCCAUUGCAUGGUUAUCAUUAUUCUGUAUAUCACAGGAAGGUUACAUUAAACAACCGUACUUCAACCACAAACUCAUGAGUAAAUGUCGCAGUAUCUAUUCUCUAGUAUAAUCAUAAACUGACUCAGUGUUUUUGAUUUCAAGCAGCCUCAUAACAGUUUAAAACAAACUAAAGCUUCCUUCACAAUUUCACUGAAACUUCAGGAUUCCCUCAGGAUAAUGGAUGGCACUGCCCGCUCUGAAGUUAAAUACAUUGUUUUUAGAGGACUACUGUUAUGCAAGGACAAUCUGAUGCUCUAAUAUAUCAUUAUGUAAAAAAUCUGUUAAUUUCACUCAGAUUAAAUAGGAUCCCAGACCAAUCAAGUUAGCCAGCAGGGAUUAGGCCUGAGGUCUUUUGAGUGUCUUGGCCAUUUGAUCCAUAUGGUGUUGUCUCAGUAUUCAGGUCAAUACACACACAACUGUACAUUCAGAGGGUCCAACUCACACAGUUGGUUUCUGCUGAGAAGUGUGAGAUGUCAUAUUACACAGUAUGUGUAUGUAAGGGUUACAUUUAUUACUUUCUAUUUACAGUUGUCUAAGUGUCAUUUUCAGCACUGUUGUGGAUAUUUUUCAUCAGGGUUCUGCGAACCUUCAGUAGUGAUUUUGUGUCAUGUGCACUGUAAAACUGUCACUGACUUUUUGUUAAUUAAAUCUGAUUUCAGAAAGAAUUGUUUUCUGCGUCUUAA